This is a messenger RNA of Anopheles gambiae (African malaria mosquito), 510 nucleotides long. RefSeq names its product small nuclear ribonucleoprotein F (gene SmF). Gene Ontology annotation, molecular function: RNA binding. Lineage: Eukaryota; Metazoa; Arthropoda; Insecta; Diptera; Culicidae. Gene Ontology annotation, cellular component: catalytic step 2 spliceosome; U1 snRNP. Gene Ontology annotation, biological process: spliceosomal snRNP assembly; mRNA splicing, via spliceosome. The transcript has 2 exons. The record is from RefSeq and is a predicted model, not a curated record. The coding region runs from base 189 to 455 and encodes 88 amino acids.
AUUUGACAUUUUGCAAAACGCGCAAGGGCGAGCUGUCAAAAAAACACUCGACCGGCUGUACGCGAGAGAAAACAAGAAAUUUUUGCUAAAGGACGCCAAAUAAAUUGGUGUUUUGCAGUUUCCCGAACCUCGAUUUGCAUAAUUCUUUCUAGCAAGUACCGCAAAAGAAAACACAACAAUCCAGCACGAUGGCGACUGCUAUGCCGAUAAACCCAAAACCAUUCCUCAAUGGACUCACUGGCAAGCCGGUGAUCAUUAAGCUAAAGUGGGGCCACGAGUACAAAGGGUUUCUGGUAUCGGUAGACGGGUACAUGAACAUGCAGCUAGCCAACACGGAAGAGUUUGUGGACGGACAGAACACGGGACACCUUGGUGAGGUGCUGAUCCGGUGCAACAACGUGCUGUACAUACGCGGUAUAGACGAUGAGGACGAGGAAGGUGAAAUGCGAGACUAAGAUAGGGAUUUUUAGAAUAAACGGCUUUUCUGUAUUUCGAUGUACAAAAAACAAA